Glossina fuscipes is the source of this 746-nucleotide messenger RNA. RefSeq names its product high mobility group protein Z (gene HmgZ). Gene Ontology annotation, molecular function: transcription cis-regulatory region binding. The coding region runs from base 394 to 729 and encodes 111 amino acids. NCBI's taxonomy places the organism in Eukaryota, Metazoa, Arthropoda, Insecta, Diptera, Glossinidae. The record is from RefSeq and is a predicted model, not a curated record. The transcript has 3 exons.
GGUUUGCUCUGUGUGAUAGUAGUGGCAUAUUAUAUUAUUAUUGUAUAAAUGCAGAUAUACGGAGCAUACGUUUUAUACGUUUUAUACGUUAUACUUACGUCGUACCCUCUAAAAACUCAAAAUACAUUUCGGUUUAGCUUUCCUCUGUGUAUGCAUAACAUUUUUAUUUAUUUCUUCUUCAUACUACAGAGUACACUGUACAGUGUACUUAUACAAUACAUAAACUGCUGUAAAACCCAUAGCAAAAUUUUUCCUUGUGGAUACGAAACAACACAACCAGCAGAGUUAGUUGAAUUAAAUUCAGUUCAGUUCAGUACACUUUAGUUCGGUACGUUUUCAGUUCAUACAGAGUAAAGUAUAAUAUUCUCUGUUUUACUCAAAUAAACCCACAAAAUGGCUGGUGAACGUCCAAAACGCCCUUUGUCUGCUUACAUGCUAUGGUUAAAUGAAAAUCGUGAACAAAUUAAAAAAGAUAAUCCUGGUAGCAAAGUAACCGAUAUCGCCAAAAGAGGCGGCGAACUAUGGAGAGCAAUCAAAGAUAAAACGGAAUGGGAGCAAAAAGCUGUUAAAAUGAAAGAGGAAUAUAAUAAGGCAGUUAAAGAGUAUGAAGCCAAUGGUGGCACUGAUACCGGCGCCGGCAAGAAACGAAAGAGUAAGGCUGCCAAGCCAGCCAAGAAGGCCAAAAAGAAAGAAACAUCAGAAGAAGAAGAGGAAGAAGAAAGUGAAUAAACAUUUUCAUCUCAUCA